AUGGGCCGCUCUGUCACUGUCUGGGUGCCUCUUAUGCGUUCUUACAUUGUUAUUGCUCUGCAGGUUUUUGGACUUGGGUUUGGUUGUUGGCUUUCAAACGUUUGGACGGGACAAUGGACCUGCUGCAGCAACAACAGCCUGACAGACUUGUGUUUCUCCUACCUCAAACCACUGUCCGUCAGCCGAGAGAGAGAGUAUGCCUGCAUGCCGGUGCGCAAGAUGGUGACGGGGACGCGAACGUGUCGAACGGACGGUGACUGUGCCAUGCACUACCACGCCUCCAGCAUUUGUGUCACACCUUCUCUGGAGAACCAGACUCGCUUUAUCCGCGUGACACAUCCUCCCAACACCCACAUGCUGUUUGUGGGAUACCCGCCGCACCUUCAGUACGCUGUCAGCCUGACAAACUUUGUUCCUCGGUUCGGUUUCCUCCAUCAGGAUCUGCCCGUCUUCUUGGAGACCUUCUGCAAAUAUGUGGUGUCUCUCUCUGGGGCGUUAGCCGUGGUCAACUCUGUGCCGUGCUUUGCUCUCGACGGCCAGUGGAUGCUCAACGCCCUGCUUGAUGCAACACUGGUUACCGUCGUAACAGACCGGCAAAAGCGAGAGCUGAUUGGAUUCUUCUUGCUGCUGGCGGGCAGCGCUCUGCUGGCAGCCAACGUGGCGUUGGGUCUGUGGAUGGUCCACGGCACGGUAACCACAGCCAUUACCUGCCCGUAAGGUAAAAAUCCACCAGCGGACGCCCGUGUGGACUGGCUUGUGUCAGAAUGCGUUUGACGUGAGCGAACCGUUAAGCUGUGAUCAUACUGGGAAUCGACUGUGUUAUCCAGCAGGAGAAAAAAAUAAAAAACAUUCUGCCUUUAAGGCGUAUAUGGAUUUCCAGGGGAAACGAUACAAUAAACACUUGAUUUCUUCCAACUUUUACUGCCAUAAACAAAAAAGCACAUGGAAAUAAAUAAUGCACUUGGUGUUAAACACAGUUUCCUUUAUAACGGAUGCACAUUCAA
Thalassophryne amazonica is the source of this 1004-nucleotide messenger RNA. RefSeq names its product membrane-bound transcription factor site-2 protease-like. The transcript is spliced from 5 exons. Lineage: Eukaryota; Metazoa; Chordata; Actinopteri; Batrachoidiformes; Batrachoididae. The coding region runs from base 1 to 717 and encodes 238 amino acids. Gene Ontology annotation, molecular function: metalloendopeptidase activity. Gene Ontology annotation, biological process: regulation of response to endoplasmic reticulum stress; membrane protein intracellular domain proteolysis. The record is from RefSeq and is a predicted model, not a curated record. Gene Ontology annotation, cellular component: membrane; cytoplasm.